Molecule: messenger RNA, 1365 nt
Organism: Mugil cephalus (flathead mullet)
Lineage: Eukaryota; Metazoa; Chordata; Actinopteri; Mugiliformes; Mugilidae
Gene: wdr73
Product: WD repeat domain 73
Exons: 8
Coding region: 51-1244 (397 amino acids)
Biological process (GO): cytoplasmic microtubule organization
Cellular component (GO): cytosol; spindle pole
Molecular function (GO): protein binding
Source: RefSeq, a predicted model, not a curated record
GAGGAAGUCGAAGAGAAGCCGCUUUCCCGGUCUGGCUGUAGUAACGUGAGAUGAUGGGAGAGGUGGAAGACACAGAGUUUGAUGAUGUUUUAGAUGACUGGUUUAUCGAGUCUCUGAAAACGUACAAAGAUCUUCAUGUGUAUCAGCUGGAACAUCCCACUCAAGUCAUCGAAUGGACGUCAGGGAAGACCGUAUGCGUUGCAGGCUUCAGUCCAUCGAAAAAUGAAAUUCUGGAGCUUCGUCUUCCGCUGAAACUUCUUGCUGAUGAAAACAAGGGUCUCUGCGCAGAACGGGAUUUUAAAGUUGCCAAUGGUGGCUUCACAGACGGUCCCGUUUGCUGCCUCAGACACAUUCCAGGAACAAGGUGUGUCGUGACCAACGAUGGGCUGAGCUCUGACCUGCAGGUGUGGGACCUUGGAGGAGAUGACAGCGAUGUGAUCAGGAGAACGGGAAGCAUCCAGGGGAAGAGGAGUGUUUCAGAGAGAGGCAGCAGGAUCGCAGCUCGACUUUCGACACCGCCGCAAAUCCUUCACGGAGCCUGGACCAGUGACGUCCAGCUGACUGAACUGACCUCAGGACACACUCUUUAUUCACUAGAGACUGACUCAGCAGAUCCUCUGACUUCCUUACAGUUUGUGAGUGACACGGUUUUCCUCGCCGGCUGCUGUAGUGGGAGCGUUUACGUGGCCGACACUCGGACGUCUGCUGCCCCUCAGCUUUCGCCUUCACCCACGUCAUCAGGCGAAGCUGUCCUCUGGUGGACAGAUGUUUCUACAGGCCCGCAUCCGUCCAGCUGCAGGGUCCUCAGACUCUCCUCUUCUGGACGGGCGGUGGUGUCGGACUUGAGGAACCUGGGAGGAGCCGUGUGUCAGGCUCAGCUGGACGUCCAAACACGUCUCUGCAACCUGGACCAUGUCAGAGUGUCCUGGGCUCCAGCCCUGGACGACUGCCUCUCAGUGUCGGGUUUCAGUGGAGUUGUCCAGAUCUUCAACACACGUUUCUGGAGGACAGAGCUACAGGACGCACAACCUCUGUUUCAGCACCGUGGCCAUGUGGUUUCAUCGCCAGAGACCGAUAACAGCGUCCCCAUCUAUGUCACCUCACACACCUGGCAUCCAGAGCGGCCGCAGACGCUGCUGUCUGCAGCUUCAGACGGCUCCGUCCAUGUCUGGGACUGGGUAGAUCCAAAUGGAUCAGGGACAAAGGAAAGAUUCAGUUCACCUGCAACAAGGGGGAAUAAAUAACCUCAUGAAAUUACAGUACUGCUCAUCAAACUCCAGAAAAAAAUGACUUACAAACUUGGAAUAUCUAUAUUUUUUUUACAAUGAAUCUGAAAUAUCACUAAAUAAAAUGGAAAAUAUUCGA